Messenger RNA from Lingula anatina, 720 nucleotides. RefSeq lists its product as uncharacterized. NCBI's taxonomy places the organism in Eukaryota, Metazoa, Brachiopoda, Lingulata, Lingulida, Lingulidae. Gene Ontology annotation, cellular component: nucleoplasm. Gene Ontology annotation, molecular function: RNA binding. The record is from RefSeq and is a predicted model, not a curated record.
AUGGACGGCACGGCGGUGUUAAAACACCACCUCAAGCAUGAAUUGUGUACUACACGCCCUGCCUAUCGAGAAGGAAGAGAUCUAAAGGCUGUAAAGGUAUACAGUGUAGCUCAGGAGUCCCAGUAUCUCCUAGUUCAGGGAGUACCAGCUGUGGGGGCCUCUGCAGAGCUGAUCAAACUGUUUGCUUUAUAUGGGGAAAUCUUGGAGUACAGAAUUCUGGACCAGUAUCCCACAGAUGACAACUACACAGAGAUUUACUGGAUAAAAUAUAAGAAGAUACAGUCUGCAAGGUUUGCCAAGAAGAAGCUAGACGACUAUGCCUUCUUUGGAGGUGCACUUCACAUCUGUUAUGCCCCAGAAUACGAGUCUGUCCAGGAAACCAAGGACAAGCUGCGGGAACGCAGAAGGGAGGUAGCAGUGAGGCUAAGAAAACUUAAAGAGGCAAGUAGUUCCCAGUCUUCAUUAGUGUCUGAGACAGCUGCAGGACACAGCUCUUCCAUACCCCAGACCAUAGCCACUGAUACAGCCCCUGGGUCAUCCAGGCCAGGGCUGGACAACACUGGACAUCAGCACUGGUCAGACACUGGACAUCAACACAUCUCAAACAGUGGACAGAGGCCAAGGACUGACCACCACCAUCAUCAACACCACACACAGAAACAACAGGAUCUCCAACAUGAAACACCCAUGUACAACACCCCACCCCCACCACCCCCUCCU